CAAAGAUCGAUUUAAGCAAUGGGCUGAAGGAACACAAGUUCUUUGGGCUAAGGCUCAACUUCAGGAGGAGACAUACAAUAAUAUUCACGAAAGAAUCUGAACUGAAGAAACCUGCAAGAGGAACUCCCACCACGUCAUACAAAAGGGGUGGAGUUCUGACUGUUCAAGAAGCUCAAAUGUGGAAGAAUGAGAAGGAAGAGAAGAAGAAGCAAACCGCAAUUAAGAAAGCAACAAAGGAUAUCAAAGUUACUAUCAAUAAGGCAAAAGCGGCUCUCAAUCGGCAUGGUAUUGAUGCUCAAAAGGCUGAGAAAGAACGCAAGAAACAGGUCAAGAUUAUACAGUCUCAAGGGCAAACCAUUCCAGCUGCCUUGUUAAUACCAAUUCUGGACCCUGAGAAGAAUCCAACACCCGAUGAUCUAGAAUCACUCCUACCACCACCAGACCUCCUCCAGGUUCUUACCUUACUUGAACCGCCUGCUAUUUUCAAUACUUCAGUGAUCAAUCCACAGCUAUUAGACAGUGCAAAUAGAAUUUUAGAGUUGGAAUAUGAAAUGAGACAACCAGGUAGUGGGAUUGGAAAUAUACCAUCUCAAGAUACUGAAAAUUAUGGUACAGAUGAGGAUUUGUGGGAUGAAUCUGAUUCUGAUUUAUCAUGUAUAUCUUUAGACUCUAUUGUACAGAAUGUCAAUUUUGUAGCCUUCUAUUAAAAUAACAUAGUAGCUUAUGUUUUCUAUUGUAUACUACACAGAGGAUAGUUUUCUGAAUUUCUACCUCAUACCUGGUCAUCAAAUAUCACUCUAAAAUUGAGAAAAAAUUGAGAAAAAAGAAAAAAAAGAAAAAAAA
Messenger RNA from Choiromyces venosus 120613-1, 843 nucleotides. The record is from the annotation of a GenBank genome assembly. Lineage: Eukaryota; Fungi; Ascomycota; Pezizomycetes; Pezizales; Tuberaceae.